AUGGAGCAAACAGAGGAUUUGGACUUCAAACCAGUCCAAUGUCACAACAUCUACUUUGGGAGGAGCUAUAAAAUAAUCUACUCAAUGGAUUUCAUCAAGACCACUUCGCCGCAUGCCCUGAACUGGUCCAGACGGAUCGAACCGAGAAACAACGUCCUGACCGCGCGGAACGACCAACCGAGGAACAACGUCCGGACACUCUGUCCAUCCCGCCUGAACGCACGGCCGAGCUCACAUACCAACCCGGGAAGCAUCGUCCCACGGUCGACCAAUCUGAAGUCACACAACCGUAAGCCGCGCACGACCGCACCGCGCGAGCAGGAAGGCAACGUCCCCCGACCGUGCAGCACAACCCGUGUCACGCGCACGAUCACACCGUCCGAUCAGGAAGGCCUCGUCCCACGUCCGGCCGAAUCCUUCGACCAAUAUCAUCCGUCCGGCCGAACCCGACGAAUGAACGAAGAAUUUCUCGGCCACGAUCGACCCGACCGUGCCGAUAGCCGAUCAUCACCCGAUAGCCGGCCGAACGUCCUGACCGACCGUCCGAACGGUCCGGUCGACCCGAAGCCGUUUUUGAAGCCCGUUUCACACGUUUCAAGCCCAACUACAUGA
Messenger RNA from Microthlaspi erraticum, 612 nucleotides. Lineage: Eukaryota; Viridiplantae; Streptophyta; Magnoliopsida; Brassicales; Brassicaceae. The record is from the annotation of a GenBank genome assembly.